Molecule: messenger RNA, 757 nt
Organism: Papilio polytes (common Mormon)
Lineage: Eukaryota; Metazoa; Arthropoda; Insecta; Lepidoptera; Papilionidae
Exons: 5
Coding region: 81-593 (170 amino acids)
Source: RefSeq, a predicted model, not a curated record
ACUUCUUGUUAUAAUUGUGGAGGCAGCGAGCAAUUAAUUGCCUCAAGUGGUGUGAGUGACACGAUGACUUUUGUGUGUGAAUGUCAUUAGUAUUAAGCUGUUGUUUUGGUAAACAAGAAACAUCAGUCAACAAAAAAGCAAAGCAUGCAGCACGUUUGUGGAACAAACGAUGGGGGUUUUACACUCAGAUGCGAGAAAUACAAGAAGAAGAAGCUCAAAAAAUAGGCAUGGGUGUUGAAGAGUACCGCGCGGCGCUGCGCACGGUCAGCUGUAAGCCUGUGGAGCAGCACUCGGUGCACGUCGAACCAAGUCCUACGCCACUGCCCCUCACAUCCUCAGGUAUGAUUGGCCGCCGGGCGCUAUGUCCAUUAGAUCGGUACGGACCUCUAGUAAACAUUGGACGCAAUUACCCGACGAGACCGCCACUGCCGCCGGGACAGAUCUACGAUCCAUAUAAACAAACUAUGAUUUUCUUAGGAGGAGGAAUUGGCGAUCCGAUAUCUUACAAGUUGCCAACGGCGCGCUCUGACGUCACCGACGAGAUGUGGACACGACCACAACAACUUACCGUCACGCAGUUUGAUUUCUUAUGAUAAACUAGUAACAGGACAGUAAAUAAUUUUAUUUUAAAGUUUACAUUCCCUAAUUUUUUUCAGAUGACCAUUGCAUGUUCAGAAUUUAAAUGACCAUGGCAACUUUGAUACUUUGCUGGUAAUUGCUUGUAGUUUUUGUCUCUAUCUUGCAGGACAAUUUUUUC